This is a messenger RNA of Epithele typhae, 390 nucleotides long. RefSeq lists its product as uncharacterized. The record is from RefSeq and is a predicted model, not a curated record. Lineage: Eukaryota; Fungi; Basidiomycota; Agaricomycetes; Polyporales; Epitheliaceae. The transcript has a single exon. The annotation marks the transcript as partial.
AACCCAUCGUGGGGUACGAUAGUGGCAGCGGGAAACGCGGAAAUAAAGAUGAGAAAUGGAAAAAGAAAUCACGAUGCAGAGAAGAGAUGGGCAAUAUUGGUGUCAGAGACUGCAUACCUAAUAUGGAAGCUGAGAUGCGAGAGAGUAAUCGCAAACGAUGGAGAGGAACUGAGCGAAAGGGAGAUCGUGAAUAGAUGGUAUGCCACGAUAGAUAGGCGCUUAACGCUGGAUAGGCGCGUAGCGUCUCUAACAGAGAGCGAUAAAAAAAGAAAAGCUUUAAUAGCCUCUGUCGAAAGGGUUUGGGGCAAGCUAUUGGAAGACAGUGAAAGCCUAAGACACGAUUGGGUAACGAACAGUGGGGUUUUAGUGGGUAUUAAGAGAGGACGUUAG